This is a messenger RNA of Sinocyclocheilus grahami, 2983 nucleotides long. Its product is annotated as granulins-like. The record is from RefSeq and is a predicted model, not a curated record. Gene Ontology annotation, cellular component: extracellular region. Bases 171 to 2243 code for a protein of 690 amino acids. Lineage: Eukaryota; Metazoa; Chordata; Actinopteri; Cypriniformes; Cyprinidae. The transcript is spliced from 16 exons.
UAGGCGGAGCUUGGCAGAACUACAUUUUAAGGAGCAAGCAUUUAUUAAUUCAAGCACAGUGUGGAAACGUUGCGAGGGGACAAGAUCGGUAACUUGGAGCCCACGGAUCCACGGACUGGUCAUUCACCUUCAGCCGUUUACAAAUCCACCUGUUCAUUUAACAAUUAAUAAUGUUGAAAGUGACAUUAGGCCUCGCUCUGGUGACUCUGGUUGCGUGCUCGCAGUACCCCAACAAUGAAGUGUGUGAGGCAGGCCAGACAUGCUGCCAGGAUCUCACCGGAGAGUUCAGCUGCUGCCCUUUCCAUCACGGAGAGUGUUGUGAGGACCACCUGCACUGCUGUCCUGAAGACAUGUUGUGCAGUGUUAUGGACUCCAUGUGUAUAAACGCCACACAUACACUGCUGUUUGUGGAGAGGAUACCGGCUAAACGGACAGACCUUCCCAAAUCCUUCAGAAUGAUUCCCUCAUUACCUGCAAGUGAAGACGACAUCACCUGUCCUGAUGGCUCCUUCUGUCCUGCUGAGUUCUCCUGUCUGCUGAUGGCUUCAUCAUAUGGGUGCUGUCCUGUAGCACAGGGCCUUGUGUGCUCAGACGGGAAACACUGCUGCCCAAAAGACCAUGAAUGCAGUGCAGACAGCAGUUCCUGUGUCAAACUAAAAGAACCAGUCAAGGCUGUUCUUUGUGGAAAUGGGACCUCAGAGUGUCCCGUAGACACCACAUGUUGUGAGACAGAAGAUGGUCAGUGGGCGUGCUGCCCCAUGCCAAAGGCUGUAUGUUGUGACGAUAAAAUCCACUGUUGUCCAGAGGACAGUGUCUGUGAUGUUGAAGGCUCCAAAUGUAUGUCCUCCACCAAUCAGAAGCUGCCUAUGUGGGCCAAAUUCCCUGCACGUCUUAGAGCUGAAUGGGAAGAUCACAAACCUGCAGAAAUGAGGACUAAAGCUGAACUCACUACAACCAGACAAAUCACUACUGCUGGCAAGCAAAUAACUACAUUGCCUGGUGCACUACCAAAGACCUCUGAUGUUCCCUGCAAUGACACUGCGGCUUGUCCUGAUGGAACCACAUGCUGCAAGACUAAAGAAGGAGGAUGGGCCUGCUGUCCUCUGCCAGAGGCCGUUUGUUGUGACGACUUCAUCCACUGCUGUCCUCAUGGUAAGAAGUGUAACGUUGCUGCUGGGACGUGUGAGGACCCUUCAUGUUCUGGUGUGCCCUGGGUGGAACAGGUGCCUGUGCAGCCAAUCAUCAGUCAAGACAAACAAACCUCUGAUGUUCCCUGCAAUGACACUGCGGCCUGUCCUGAUGGAACCACAUGCUGUAAGACUAAAGAAGGAGGAUGGGCCUGCUGUCCUCUGCCAGAGGCCGUGUGUUGUGAUGACUUUGUCCACUGCUGUCCUAACGGUACGACAUGUAACGUUGCUGCUGGGUCUUGUGACGAACCUUCAGGCUCUAAGCCUUGGUUCGAGAAGCUGCCUGCUCUCCCUAGAGCAGGUCAAAAGUCACCUGGGAACGUGAACUGCGACUCUAGUCACGUUUGUCCUGAUUCCAACACUUGCUGUAAGAACAUUGAUGGAGACUGGGGCUGCUGUCCUUUGCCUGAGGCUGUAUGUUGCACAGAUGGGGAACACUGUUGUCCGGCUAACUAUGAGUGUGAUGUGACCAGGGUGUCUUGCAUCAGGGGAAAUGUGGUGAUCCCCUGGUACAAUAAAAUUUCUGCUCAAAGCACACCGGCUCCAAGCUUGGAUCUCGGCACUGUUGAGUGCGACGAGCAGUCGAGUUGCUCUGCAGAUUCCACCUGCUGCCAUCUGUCCACGGGAGAAUGGGGCUGCUGCCCUCUUCCUGAGGCUGUUUGCUGCCCAGACCAGGAGCACUGCUGUCCCAAAGGCUACAGGUGUGACCUGCGCAGACGCUCCUGCAUAAAAACCACCUGGCUGCAUGUGGAAAUAGUCCCACUUGUCCACAUUGAUGACCAAAAGCCACAGUCGAGUGUCUCAGAAAAGGACAUUCAGUGUGGAGGUGGAUAUAGUUGCAAAGAUAGUGAGACCUGUUGUCCAACCUCCCAGACCACCUGGGGCUGUUGCCCAUCUCCAAAGGCCGAGUGCUGUAAUGAUAUGAAACACUGCUGCCCUGCUGGAUACAAAUGUGGCGCGGGUGGAACUUGUACUUCAGCCGUAGGCUUUGACUGGAACAACUGGGACAACUGGAGGGUGUUCUUCUCCAAAAAUAAACGAGCUAUUACUCUGUAAAAAAACAACAAAAACACAAACACCUGGGUUAUUCCCACUCAGUCGCUUAAAUGGCCAACACUCCCUAAAGUGUCAGAUUUAAAAAAAUGAUACAUUUUUAAGUACUAAUCAAAGCUAAUCAGACAGUUCAAUUUAUUUGCAGUUUCAUUAGGGCUGACUAUGAUGGUUAAUAUCUGUUUCCAUUGUCUAUCAGUAAUACCAACUAAAUCUUAUCCACUGAGCCAUUUGUACAUUUUAAGAAUGGGUCAUUAUUGUAAAGUGUACAUUGUUCAUAGUUGUGCAUAGUUUCCAGUGUUUUGGUUACUGCUCAGUUUUAUCUGAAGAAUAAUUUGACUGGAAUGGUGGAAAGAUGUAACACAUAUUGAAGCAUAGAUGACCUCUAGUGGCUGGAUUUAAUUCAUUAAAACGUGGCAUGUACAAAUACCACAGGCCUCAAAGGUUCACAGGUUACAUUUUAUCAGACUUGACAUCAUGCAGUCUUGGGAUUAUGACCGCAUUGCCCUGGAUAAGGAAACAUAUUAGAUUAAUCUUUUCAGAUAACAAGCAUCACCUUUUCUGUGUAACUUCCUUAUUGCAGGUCUUGAUCUUUACCAUGAUUUGUAUAAUUGUCUUUUUUUUUUUUUAAAUGCUGGUUAUAUUGAUUGAGCAUUGUGACAGAUGACAAAAAGUUUUCUGAAGUAAAAAUGUGACCAAUCUGAAACCUUGUCAGCUCUAAAAGAGAAAUAAAAGCGAGAUAAAAG